Molecule: messenger RNA, 1761 nt
Organism: Pyricularia pennisetigena
Lineage: Eukaryota; Fungi; Ascomycota; Sordariomycetes; Magnaporthales; Pyriculariaceae
Exons: 1
Coding region: 1-1761 (586 amino acids)
Biological process (GO): protein localization to vacuole
Cellular component (GO): vacuolar membrane
Source: RefSeq, a predicted model, not a curated record
AUGGCACCCUAUCUUCAAACCAGCUUGAUCUGGAUUGCAUACGCCGUGGCCGUCGGCCUGGCGCUCUUCGCUGCAAUCGUCACCACAUUCACCUGGCAGGCGCCACGCGAGAGAUCUGCAGUUGUCAACACAGUUGCAGUGGUCAGCUUAACAGCUCUGCUGGCCACCGUUCUGCUCCUCCCAGUCGAUAUCGCCCUCGUAUCCUCAACCACCUCGGUGCACCUCGGUGUCAAGAAAGAAUGGGCGACGCCAGAGCACGUGGCUGGAAUGCUACGCACUCUCCAGAUUGUGUAUUAUUCGCUCUACAGCCUUGAUGCCCUGCUUUGUCUGAUUGUCAUCCCCUUUGCCUAUUUCUGGUACGAGGAAUAUGACGAAGUCGAGGAGGAGGAAGGCACGCGCAGCACCGGGGCCAAGCUCUGGGGGGCUUUCAAGUAUACGUCGGUCUUUAUAAUCCUUGUGCUGAUUCUCUUUUUCGUGGGAUUCUUUGUGCCAGCCGCGGGCAACCAGAAGGGUGGACACCUGGAUCUGGACUAUUUCAAGCGGCUGCUGGCUGCUAACAAGGGAGAGAAGGCUUUGACCUUUGCUGUUGGCUUGCUCGUGUGCCUGGGUACUUUGCUCUAUGUUCUGUACACCAGCUCAGGCCUGGCCUUGCUGCCAAUUUCAUUCAUUAAAUCGGCGCCAUCCAUCUCGGCGCCGCAGCUAUCCGAGACUACAGCUUCUGCCCUUGAGAGGAAUCGCGAGCGGCAGCGUCAGCUCGAACUUCGCAGCGGAGGUAACCACGAUGAAAUGUCUAGCAAGGACAGGCGCGAGCUCGAAUCUCUGGUGCGAGAGGAACGCACUCUUGUGCGCCGCGCACGACUGGCCGCGGAGGCUCAGGGCGAGGGGCGCAGUUUCGUAUACAGGGCAUGGACCAAGAUCUGCGCCGUCUUUCGACCUCUAAAGUUGGUCGGCGGUGUCCUGCUCCUGCUCGUCUCGGUCAUUGUUUGGGUCUCGAUGCUUAUCACCACAAUCGACAAGGCCUCCAACUCACUCUGUAAAGGUCACUGCGGUUACAUCCUCGGGCAGAUCAAGAUCUUCCAGCCUGUCAACUGGCUCUUCCUCGAGGCAGCAAAGGCUUUCCCUGUGGAUUAUAUCAUCAUGGCAUUUUUGGUGCUUUUCUUCUUCAGCAGCUCCAUCUCGGGACUUGCAACGGUUGGCAUUCGCUUCCUCUGGGUCCAAAUCUUCCAGAUCAGGCGUGGUAGGACAGCGCCGCAGGCCAUCCUCAUCGCUACUGUUAUGAUGGCGCUCAUAAUACUGGGCAUCAACUAUGCUAUUGCGAUGAUGGUUGCCCCUCAGUAUUCGAUCUACGGCACGCAGACAUUCUGCACUGCAGAGCCACCUGCUCACGGCAAGCAGCCCGACUGCUCGGAGCACCCAGAGAUGGUAAGGCCGUGUUCUGAGGAGUUCAAGGAAUCUCUGGCCAAGGACAUCUGCACACCAUCGGUCAUGUCAACCUUCCUCAAUCGUGUUACGUUGAACUGGCCCGUUUUUGGUGCCGUUGACUUUUGGGCGCAGGUUGCUUUCCUGGCAGUAUUCCUCAUUGUUCUUGUGACGUCGCUAUUCCGUACGCCUAAACUAAACAUGAGCGAGUUGGACGAAGAGGCCGAGGCCGACGAGGAGGAGGGUCUGCUUGCAAGCACGGGCCGGAGGUUUGGUGCGACAUGGCAGGACAUCACUGGCAGGUCUGGCCAGGCUUCAAACCAGGAAAAUGGUGACAACUAA